GCCUCGGAUAGUCCGGUCGCUAUUGCUGGUCGAGUCGUGCUGGUCGCUGACACGCUCCGAUCCGAGAGUAGAUCGUGUUCCGGUGUUAAGUGAUCGCGAGUGUGUUUGUGUGUGGGCUCCAUCCUUCUUCCUCUUCCAUCGGUUAGAGAGAGAUUCUUUCAGGUUUCAGACGGCUUGCCCCGUUCGCUUCCGGUGACAGUGAUCAGUGUGGUCUGAUCAGUCGAGUGCAAACCAGCGUCAACCACUGGGGCACUGCACGCGUUCCAUUCACGCCCAGGACAGAAGGCCAAAGGAAACGAAAACCAUGUUCAACUUCUUCAAACGCUCCAAGUCCCAGAAAGUGAAGCAGAAACAAGAACCAAAACUGCAACCAGUAGCACCGGCGGCAGCAGCAGCAGCAGCAGCAGCAACCGCAACAACAACAUCGCCAGUAUGUGCAGAGGAACGCAUCAACGAUUCCACCAGUGCGGCCGUUGGUGUUGGUGAGACAUUGUUGGGCGCGAAGGUUGCGUCCGUUGCGUACGCAGGCGCGCGUGGUACUGUUGGUGAUCGUCGAGACAGCAACCAGCCUCCAAGCCAUGAUGGCGACGAGGAAAAGCGUCCUAAAAAUAGUUUCCCACCACAACCACCGGCAGCGCCGCUGGUACCGCCGGUUGGAGGAGGUACAGAGGCAGUGCAACCGGUAGUGGUGGAACCGGUGCCCUCGAAGUGUUCGCCUGCGGUGCGUCCCCCACUGGGAAGGCCAACGUACGCGAGCACUGGCACGGUAGUGGCAACGGGCCCGUCGUUAGCGCGAUCCUCGGAUACGAUCACCAUCGGCGACGCCGUCAGUCCGAGUGUUUCCACGUUACCGAACGGUCCGUAUCGAACGGAUCGCCAUCCGUCCGAUAAUCGGCAGCCCGCGAUAACGGAACCGAUCAACAACGACGAUCAGGACGAUCACGACGAAACGAUUCCGAUCGAUGACAGCAGCAGCAGCAGCAGCAGCACCACCGAGCAGCAGGAAGCAGACAGCAGAAACGCCAGUUCGUAUCGAUACACGCCACAGAACGAAGGUGCGAUGGCCAAAGGGAAAAACAGACGCCGCAACUAUCAGCAACAGCAACAACAACAACAACAUCAGGUGAAAGUGAAUCAACAACAGCAGAAUGGUGGCCUCAAGGCCUCACUGGUGGAGGUGGCGAAGCGAGGUGACUCCAGUGGACAGCUACUACCGAAAGCGUUGCCAACGAUCGACGGUGGUGUGGACGCACAGGUGAUCAAGGUUAAGGAGGUAGUGGUACUGACAGCAGAAUCCGCCGUCACCGUGAAUGGUGACCACGUCAUCAACGGUGACGUUGACAAACGACAGCAAACCCGACCGACGGUGAUCGUCGGUGACGGAUCGGUCGUCAUCUCGCACCAACACGAUCCCGUUCGCCCGUUAGCCAAGACACGCACCGGCGAGUGCGCAGACGCACCGAAGGCUGCCAGCAACGAGCUCACACAAACUAGUCACUCGCCAGUCAAUGUGGUGCGGGAGGAAUUAUUAAAUAUCAAAAAUAUCUCUCCGAACGGGAAUGAUCACCAACACCAGCAGCAACAGAGCACGUUGCUGAUAGUAGUGAAGGAUGAUGAUGAUGAUGGCGGUGAUGGUACCUUGCCAGGCCGGCAGUCGAGUGAUCCGGUGGUGAGCACCAGUAGUAGUGAACCAGUUGCGCCGUCAGCAACAGCAGCACCAGCAGCAGCACCAGCACCAGGAACAGAAGUGUUGAGCAUCACCGAUGAGAUGGGCCAACAGCCAAGCCGAACAGUGGCCGGUAGUGAACAGCAGCGAUCGGCGGUGCGAUCAUCGAAAUCGAAAUCCCCACAACCGGCACCAUUGCCACCGCCACGCGGCCAGCGAACGAACGGAUCCGGGACACACCAGGCAGGAACGGCCACCGAGAUCGAUGGUCCUGGGGACGAUACUAGUGACGAUCGGGAUGUGUUCUACGAGGCAACGGAAACCUUGGUGCCGGUUUCGACUGUGCCAGCCAUCGCCAGCAACAUCGCUGGAGUUAAUGGAGGAGAACUGGUGGCCCGGGCCGCCGGUACCUCUCCGGAACCGAUCCGGGCUAGUCUGGUGCUUAAGAUUGCCGAAGCGGAACCGCUCGGUGCGGCAGAGCGGAAGCAGAAACGGCAGGUUAGCUUCCGGUUAACGCAGAACGGAAGUGAUGAUGUUGAGGUGACGAACGUGAUGAUCGACAGUGACGACGACAGUGGCGAAUCGGGUGUUAGUGAUGGUGAACAAACGGAAGCUAAUGGCGGUGGUGACGAUGAUAACAGUGACGCGACAGUGAGACGUACGCCUGAUGCACGUGGUGGCACACCGAAUCGGAAUGCAUUUAGUGAGAAGCGUGAUAGCUUUAUCGAGUUUCAAUAUGAUCGCAGCAGUGCCGGUGAUGGUGGUGUGCCCGAGAAGGAUGGCAAGAAAGCGGACAAUGGCGUCGUACCGGUGGAGUCCAUGAUGCCAUUGUCACCAGCGACCACCGUGAUCGAGGACAGUGUCAACGCCAGCCUGCCAGAUGUCGUACGGCCGACCAGCAUCGAACCACCCUUCGGCACCGUUGAGAAGCUCAACAGUGAAAUGAAGGAUCUGGUCAACCAGGAAUCGCGCUACAGUGCCAAGCUCGGUGAAUCAGAAAAGCGCGCCAACGAUGCCAACGCCAAGGUGUACGAGCUGCAGCAGAAAUUGGACGCCGUGGAGCGCGAUGCCUCCCUCAAGGAGUACAAUGUUGAGCGUUUACGGGCGGAGCUGGAUGCCACCUUGAAGGAAUGCGACGGUAUACGUGCCCGGUUGCGCACCCAGGAAUCGGAGAUGGAAGCAAUAAGACUGAGGGCCUCCGAGCGGGAGGAUGAGCUGAAUUUAAAGUUUCAAAAUUUGGAAAUAGAACACUUGGAACUAACCGAGAAGCUGAAGGAGGUACGGCAGCUGGCCCACGAUCUGAACAGCCAGCUGAUCGAUGCUCGGUCCGAGCUGGAUCGGCUCAAGGAGGAACACCAGCGACUGCUGGAUGCGCGGGCCGAGGAACAGAAGGUGAUGCGCGAUGCGCUGGAGGAAUCGGUGCAGCAGCGUGCCCAGGUGGAGGCCAAGUGGAAGCACGAUUUCGAGCAGCUGCGCAACGUGAACAACGACCGUGAGGAGCACCUGAUGCAGGACUGUGAAUUUGCCAUCCGGAACAUGCAGAAAACCUGCAAGGAGCGCAUCGAGUCGGUGGAGAAGGAAAAGAAGCAGGCGCUGGACAAGGUGAGCCGGCUGGAGGAGGUAACACGGAAGCAGAUCGACGAGGUGCAGCACCUGAAAUCGUACGAGGCGGAGGUCGAGCAGCUUCGAGGGUUAACGUACGAUCAGAAGGAAGCGCUCGCCACGAUGACGCGUCAGGUGGAGCUGUUAAAGACAGACCUGCAGACCGCCACCGAUAAGCUAGAGCAGGAGAUAGUCAAGAUGCAGCAGAUCAAAAGUCGUUGCGAAUACCAACUGUGUGAGAAGGAACGGGAAGCGUUGAGCAGGAUAGAGAUUGCACGGGGUGAGAUCGCCAUGCAGUGGGAGGAUCGAUUGUUGCGCGAGAUGAACCGUCUCAAGGAGGAACUGGAGCAGAUGCACAUGGAGGAGCGAAACUCCGCCAUCGAGAAGAUCCAGCGUGAAUCGCUCGCCGAAACGGAAGCCAUGAGCAAGCGAUUCAACGAGCGCAUCAAGGAGCUGAAGGAUGAGAUUGAAUCACUGAAAGCGAAAAUCGAACAACAAAAAGCGGCCAUGGCGAACGCCCAGUCCGAAGCCGACCAGAAGCUACUCAAGUCCCGCAUGUACGUCGAACGAGCGGAGCGUGAACACGAACAGAAGCUAGCCAAACUGUCCUCUGAGAAGGAUGAAAUCAUCGAAACCCUAAAACGGCAGUUCGUAAAGGAAAAGCAGGACCUGGAGCAAUACUUCACCAAUCGCAUCCAGGAGGUACAGGAAGAGUUUGCUCGAGAGAUCUCCGAUGCAACCGAAAUGAUGAAAUGCACGCACAAAAAGGAACUAGAAACCCAAUGGAAAACACUCAUCGCAGAGAAGGAGGAAGCAUUGCAGCUGAUGGAAAGUCGAAAUCGAAACCGACUCGAGGAUGCUGAAAACAAAGUCAGAGAACUCACGACAAGCCAUCAGCGAGAGCUCAAGGAUCUGCAUGAGGAGCACAGCUUCGUGGUGCGCAGUCUGGAGACGCGAGAUACGAAGAACGCCCAAGAGAUACAGACGCUGCACAAGAAGUGCCGCUGCCUGACGAACCUUUUCGAAGAAAUGCGAUUGCGCUACGAACGACGAGAAUCUCGACCGGAAGAUUUGCAGCAGAUCGAAGAGUUGAAGAGCGUCGUAGAAUCACAGGACCGUGAUUUGCGGCUUCUUACCGAACGACUCCGGGAACUACAGCUUCAGCAAGUUGUGCCAGAACCCCAACGGCAACCACAGCCGACUCCAACACCGCGUCGCUCGAAGCACAACAAAGGCAAACAGAACAAGCAGCAGCAACAGAAUCAACAAAAUCAACAGCAAGCGAAACAACAGAAAAAAGGUCCUGCGAGUCCCCUGGCAGAAGUAGAAGCGCCUUUGCAGGAGGAACCACUGGAAGAUGAUAUCGUUACGGUACCGCCACUCGGCGAGCAGUACAUGGAAGAGUCCGCGGAAGAACCCCAGAUCAUCUUGAUGCCUCCAGCACAAACACAGAUGAUGGCUCCGAUGAUGCGCACCAUGUGCGAUGUGAUCUACGAAGAAAAUGAAGCCGAUAUUCUGCGCGAAGAGGAAGAAGCACAGCGUUCACUGGAACAACACCAAGAAGCACCGCUAGCGGAUGACACGGAGAUGCUCCACGAAGAAAAUGUCGAUUCCUUCACCGAAGCCAUGCAGGAUAACACCCCGCAGGAACAGGAGGGUUUGGUAGUGGAUGUACCAGAAUCGGCGAUACACACCGAAGUCCGAACAGUACACUCGACUGCGCCAACCAUAAUCGAAGAAACGGAGAGCGGUGAUAGCGUGCCUUGCUGCCAGGUGGAAGAAGCAGAACCACUUCAACAGUCGACGAUCGUGAUACCUAUUGUCGAGGACGUUCCGCCAAUGCCACGAUCCUCCACUUCACGUGAAUCUUCAGCCCCGCGCAUCAUUGUGACCGAUGAGACUGGGCCACAGCAAAUCACCGCAACGACGGUAGUGGAAAUCUCCGAGGAAGAUCCAUCCGUAGCGACAGUCAUCGAGCUGCCAGCCGUUUACGCAAAACCAUACCCAGCCCCAGCAGAACUUUCGCCCGAAUCCGUCGGUGAUACCGCCCAGUUGAACCCAUCGGUACCGGAAAUGAUUGUGGUGCGUGUUCCGGAGGGUGGAAGCGCUGAACAGGGGGCCAGGGGGGAUCUGUAGUAGCACCACGGUGCACAGAAAUGGUGUUGUAAAGCUUACCGACUUGGGCGACCCAGAUGUAUUAUCCUUUUCGAUGAUAGAAAUCCCUUUUAUUAUGCUAAUUGCUGUAGCAGCACGAAUAGCACACACUCCAACAGUACUCCAUUGCCUCCCGGCUGGUUUGCCCUGGGUGGCCUGGGUUCGAUGGGAGCAGCGGAUAUCGGGUAUUGAUAUCUGCUCGCUGCUGCCGCACACGACGACAAAAAUAGACGAGUAUCGACGAUCCGCGAGCUGUGGUUUUAUCACAUUAAUCCGUAAUACUGGCUAGUACUGUGUACAUAUAUAUUUAGCUCCUUUUGCACGACGAACUAUAAUGGCCCAUUUUGGGACCGUGCAGGGUACAAUCGGAGUAUCGGUUCGGAUGCCGAUCAGUAGCUUUAAUAAAGAAAGAAUAAACAUGGUUAUGAGAAUCUA
Anopheles aquasalis is the source of this 5857-nucleotide messenger RNA. RefSeq names its product trichohyalin. Gene Ontology annotation, biological process: positive regulation of transcription by RNA polymerase II. Lineage: Eukaryota; Metazoa; Arthropoda; Insecta; Diptera; Culicidae. Gene Ontology annotation, cellular component: mediator complex. The record is from RefSeq and is a predicted model, not a curated record. Gene Ontology annotation, molecular function: transcription factor binding; transcription coactivator activity.